AUGCAGGACCUCAGGCUGCUCAAGCUCAGUGACACGUCUUGCGCCAGUUGUAGGGCUCGAAAAGUUAAGUGUGAUAGAACCCUUCCCGCGUGCAAGACGUGCCUGAAAAAUAACCACGCGUGUCUAUAUGUUGGCAAGCGCAAGCCUGGGCCAAGGCCAUUUCUGGAAAGGCAAAAAAAGAAUGACAAUAUGCGUAUGCUCAAGUUCGUUGAUAAAGAGUCCAAGGUGUUACAAACGAACUCCGUAACCUCCGCUGACUCUCCGAAGGACAUACGAAUGCAGAUCGAUCAGCUGGUAAUGCCCAAGCUGAACAACAGUCCGAUGCCAACCCAAACACUCACCGAAGAAGACAUUUUAUUCGAUCCCCACGAGAACGUUAUAAUCAUCAGUCGCAAGCUUCGGAUCGCGGUGUCGGACUUGCACGAUCGAUUUUUCAAGUACCUGCUGAGGUCUAUGCCAAUUAUAUUGCGAGAACGCUAUCUGAAGAAGUUCGAUGCAGAUCGAACUUCCCACAUGUACCUAAGGUACGCUGUGUGGGCGAUCUCUGCAUUCGUUUUCCCGGAGAUUUCGUUUGCGGCGCCCAUGCUCUACCGCAAGUCUAUGCGUGCUUUAACGGACUUCGAGAACCGUGACACGGAUCGAUUUGGUGGAAUUGGUGGGACCAGGUUCAGAUACUCUGUUGAAUAUCUCCAGGCUCUGGUGAUCUGCAGUUCGCUCGAAUUUUUGCAGGGUCUUGCGAGGAAGUCGGUGGUCACACUGUCGAAAGCUGUCAGAGUAUCGCAAUUGAUGAAACUGCAUCUGCUGGAUGUUAGCAGUGACGCGAAGAUAGUCACCAAUGGCGGUGACUCUGAUCCUUGGGAGGUUGUUGAGGAGAAACGAAGGAUUUUUUGGAAAAUAUUUUGCAUGGACAGAUACAUCUACAUCUCAACUUGGCUUCCGACAGCCGUUUCUGACGGAAGUAUCUAUACAAAACUGCCUGCUUAUGACCUUUUUUUCCAGAGCAGGAUUAUGGAGGAGUCGUAUUUUCUGCAGGACGCUUUCAAAGUCCUCGAGAGCGAGGACCUGAGUGCGAUGCCAGACAUCAACUCCUACGCCCUUCAUAUCUUGGCGCUGGCUGCCACGGAGAAGAUAUUUAGAUACAUGGAUGAUGCCAGACUAAGCGGUAAGAUGACCCCUGAGCACAGCCACGAGCACAUUGAGAGGUUCAAGGACUUUGAGGCGCAACUGUUCAAGAUCCAGGCUCAGGGAAAACUAAGCGUCGAAAGCGGCCGACUAAGUGCGGCUUUGAUUGUGAACUCAACGUGUCUGAUCGCUUUCUACGAGACCGUCUGUGAAUACUUUUCAUUUCUCGAGACUUCGGAGCCUGAGUUCUACGAAAAGUUUCGAAUCGGUUCUCUACAAACCACCCUUGCAUUUUUCGACAAUCUGAAGUAUUUUGCGAAUGAUAAGUUCAAGGACAAAGACUGCAAGGCGAUCAUCCAGCAUUUGCUUGAUGCUGGGGCGCUCACUGACCCAUCUCUGUUUGCCUCGCUGCAUGCAUUUUCGAAGUCGGUGGCUUUCCAUGUCAUCAGGUCCAAACCGACUGAUGACCGGGAGCAAGUAGAAAAUCUCAAAUCCAAGCUGGAUGCGCUUACACUUGUCCUGGACAAACUGUCGUCUAUAUCGGGGAUGGAAUGGCAGCCUAGAAAGGAGGAGAAUUGGGCCUGGAUGCACAAGGGCCUCGAGACCAAUGACAUAUCUUUAUUCAGAAACCACAUCUGUGAUGUUCUGUAUCUGAAAAUGGAGAGAUGA
Molecule: messenger RNA, 1791 nt
Organism: Kuraishia capsulata CBS 1993
Lineage: Eukaryota; Fungi; Ascomycota; Pichiomycetes; Pichiales; Pichiaceae
Exons: 1
Coding region: 1-1791 (596 amino acids)
Biological process (GO): regulation of DNA-templated transcription; DNA-templated transcription
Cellular component (GO): nucleus
Molecular function (GO): zinc ion binding; DNA-binding transcription factor activity, RNA polymerase II-specific; DNA binding
Source: RefSeq, a predicted model, not a curated record